AUGACUAAGCCUUUGGUUCACAGCAGCCUAGCUCUGAGCAUCCUGAGUAUCCUCUCUGCUCUCAUAGGCCUUGUUAUACUCUCUGUCAGUCUGACUGCUUUAGAGCCUGCCUUGCAGGAGUGUAAGCUGAUUGCCACACAACAACCAGUCACAACCCCACACUAUUAUCGUUUCUUUCACCAUGAACUGGCUGACAAGAACUGCUUCACGGCCAAAGCUGCUCUGACUGGAGUCUUUUCAUUGAUGCUGAUCAGCAGUGUGUUGGAGCUUGGCCUGGCUGUCCUCACUACCAUACUGUGGUGGAAGCAGAGUUUUUCUGAUUUCUCUGGAAAUGUGAUUUUCCUGUCUCAGGACUCAAAGAAUAAAUCCAGUAUAUCUUCAGAGUCACUGUGUAACCCUGCAUAUGAGAAAUAACUGACUUCAUAAGAAUUAAGUAGAAAUUAUAUAACAGAAGACCAGUCUUUAACAUGAUUUUAAAAAGCCAUUUAUUGUGUGACAGCAAUGUUUAAUAUGUGUGUGUGGUGGUUAAUCAACAACCAUGAAAACCAUGUUGGCUGGCUGGUGUCUAUAGCUUGCUCCUGAUUUUGCUUCAGCCAAAGCACAGACCCGUAAAUUCCAAUUUAUGUAGUGGUCAAAGAGUCCAAGAUAUUUUCUCAAAAAACUAGAAGCAUGUUUCAUAGGGUUAUAGUGGGGGAAAUGGGUAUCAUUUCUUCUUAUUCUUUGCACUUAGCUGCAGGAGGUACUGGUUAGUGCCUGAGAUCUUAAUCUGUGCAUGUGGCAUGGGACUUUAUGCAUCCAUUUUAUUCAUAAGAACAUGAAGACAAGUCACCUCUUAUGAAGUCUCAAGGAGCAUACAAAAUAUUGACCUCCAAAUAAAGUCUUUAUGUGACCCCAUAUUUCAUUUGCAUAGUUUUGUUUUUGCAUUUAAGCCCAUGGCAUAUCGCUUAGCACAGGCAUGUCAAGAUGAAGUACCUUUCUUCCCUCCUAAGUGCAACCAAAAGUUUCACCAAAAAUCUAGCCAAGAAUACUCAACAUUUACUAAGAAAAAAAUUAGGACAUCUCUUUCUUUUUCUUCCUGAUUGAAAAAUAAAAAAGAAUAGUUGUAUUUUUAACUUUUUCCUAGAGCUUGUGCACAUUUCUCCGAUUUCCUUUUCUAUUAUAAAUACUAUCUACAAAGCUGGAAGAAAUAACAUCAAGAUUAAAGUGGAUUAAACUGAAUCUGAAUGAGCAUUCAAUAUUUAGCAACCUUGUGUGGGUACCAGUUGGGGUACUUGAUUUUGGAAUCAGCAGAGUUAACAGGAUAGUGGUUCACAGGUUGACACUCACAAACCAGCUUUGUUCCUAGAUACAUAAGCAGACUGUGCUUCCUCAGUCGAUAUGUGUAAUUGGAACACAUACACUGAGGAGUUGACAAAAAUCUGCAUAUUGAUUCCCUGAUCUGUGUGUGAUGGCAUGUUGUGAUUAGAAUGGUCAGUAGAAAUUAUUAUAUGUGCCUCUACUUGGGAAAAUAAUGAAUCAAAAUCAGUAAUCAUUCUCUUGGAAAAGUUCUGGAGGGAGUGCCACCAUCAAGAACAUGAAAGAUUCAGGGUAAUGGUUUCAAUCAACUCUUUGUGUAACUUUUCUGUUUGCCUAAGCAGAAGACAGACAUUUGGACAUGGCAGUUAUAAGUCUAAUUAGGUGAUGGAUCAUAUUGUUGCUGCUGUACCAUAUGUGAUUUUCUGUUUUUUUUUUCUUGUAAGCAAACUCAUUUAUCUCCUGAUACCACAUGCAGCAACUGGUCUGGCAAAUGCUUUCCCCCCUCUAUACCUCUUUGUAAGGCCCACCAAAACCAAUUUACUUUCAGAAGUCAAAACCACCAGUAUUCCUUCACUGUCCAGUCUCAAAAACAUAUUAAUUCUCCCAGAGCCCAUUUCUCUUUUUGUAUUAUGUUUUCUUAGACAUGAAUACUUCUGUAUUGAUACCAGAUGUCAGUCUUUGUUCAGUGUUGCACUAAUUUUGCUGCAAUGUUUAUCACCUGAAAUAAAAGCUUAAUAUCUGA
Messenger RNA from Rattus rattus (black rat), 2038 nucleotides. RefSeq names its product membrane-spanning 4-domains subfamily A member 6D-like. The transcript has 4 exons. Gene Ontology annotation, cellular component: membrane. Lineage: Eukaryota; Metazoa; Chordata; Mammalia; Rodentia; Muridae. The record is from RefSeq and is a predicted model, not a curated record. The coding region runs from base 1 to 414 and encodes 137 amino acids.